Penicillium olsonii is the source of this 1338-nucleotide messenger RNA. The record is from the annotation of a GenBank genome assembly. NCBI's taxonomy places the organism in Eukaryota, Fungi, Ascomycota, Eurotiomycetes, Eurotiales, Aspergillaceae.
AUGAAUCUGUGGAAUUUUGCACUCUUCGUCACAUUAGUGAAGGGCUGGGUAGUCAACCACGGCACAACAUGCACUUUGUACCCAGAAUCCCUCACUCACCACGGACAAGAAGUUGAUGAUUCGCCCUCCAUCCAAGAAGCCUUUGACACCUGUGGCACGAAUGGUACUGUCGUGUUCACUGAUAACGUUUUCCAUGUCAACACCGUUCUGAACACGACCAAUCUACUUAAUUGUGAUGUUUAUCUGCGCGGUGAACUUCGCCUAUCCACCAACAUUCCGUACUGGAGAACUCAUGCAAUCAGCGUUGUUUUGCAAGACCAGGUUACAGCGUGGCUUUUUGGUGGCACAAAUGUGAACUUCUACGGCCAGGGCGGCUUCUACAAUGGCCAGGGCCAAGCUUGGUACAACGCCAACCGAAAUGAGUCGAACCAGCCCGGUCGACCAAUGAGUAUGACAUUCUACAACUCAACCAACCUCCACGUUGAUGGUUUGAGUGUCAUUCAACCUCAAUUCUGGGCUACGUUUGUGUGGGCUAGCCAGAACGUCUCGUUCACCAACUUGUUUGUGAAUGCCACGAGCGAUAGCAAGUGGGGUACCAUGAACUGCGAUGGCUACGAUUCCUGGCAGAGCGAUAACCUGUACAUUGAGAAUGCAACCAUCAUCACCGGCGAUGACUGCAUCGCCGCGAAGGGAAACACAACGAACCUCUACGCCAAGAACAUCUACUGCGAAGGCGGCACAGGUAUCACGAUUGGAUCUAUCGGUCAAUACCCAGAGACCCCCGACUACAACAUGAACACGACAUUCGAAAAUGUCAAGAUCAAGAACGCCAUGGAUGGAGCCUAUAUCAAAACCUGGCAAGGCACACGCAUCUAUACUCCCAGCAAUGGUGACUGGGGUGGUGGUGGAACCGGUCUUGUGAAAAACAUCACAUUCCGGAACUUCGAAAUGGAGAAUGUGGGAUUGCCCAUUCAAAUGUCCCAAUGUGUCUACUCUGCCAACUCCGACAAGGGGUGCAACACAUCGACACUGCAAAUCGAAGAUGUCAAAUGGGAGAAUAUCCGCGGCACCUCGCGCUUCAACGUCGCCUCCUCUAUCUACUGUUCGGAUGAGCGCCCUUGCCCUAACAUCACGUUUGAUCGUGUCAACAUCACUAGUGUGAAUACCACACGCCACCUGCCAUACUAUGGCACGGAUGUACAGCACCAGAUUUUCCAGUGCACCAACAUCCUGGGCCAGAAUGGCUCUGGCAUCCCGUGUAACCAAGCAGCUCCCAGCAACUUCAGUCAGUGGAUCUAUGGGAACGUUGAUAGCUCAGGGUUGGCCACUUUGACCUGA